Molecule: messenger RNA, 1174 nt
Organism: Umbelopsis ramanniana AG
Lineage: Eukaryota; Fungi; Mucoromycota; Umbelopsidomycetes; Umbelopsidales; Umbelopsidaceae
Exons: 6
Coding region: 94-756 (220 amino acids)
Cellular component (GO): membrane
Source: RefSeq, a predicted model, not a curated record
AAUGUUUUUAUUGUGCGUCCUCACAUAUCCAACAACUUCAUCUCCAUAUCUUUACUUGAACAAUGGCUUGGCAUUAUAACAUCCCUUGUUUAGAUGGUUGGCUUAGGUCUGGUUGCACUCGGAGGUUUUCAUUUACGGGCAUCCAAUGUUGGUACGACGUUUGCCAUGGUCACCAUGAUCGUGGGCAUAUGGAUCGCAGUGAUCUCCUUUACAGGUUAUUUCGGGACUGCUAUCGAACAUUUUGGUUUUCUAAGGGGAUUCAUUACUAUGUUAAGCAUGGUAUUGAUCCUUGAAACAGGUAUCAUCAUUUGGUUGGUGUCCAUCGAGCCUGACAAGGUUCGCAGCGUUGGCAGUCAGGUCUGGGGGUACCUGUAUGAUCAUGACCGGCUUUCUCUCAGCAACAUUGAAACACGCAUACAAUGCUGUGGUUAUCUUCACACAUGGGAUCGUCCCUCAUCCUUGUCCUGCCAGUAUGCACAGCCCUGCUACAUGACUACAACUCAGAUGCUCGAUGACCAUAAAGCCAGCCUGAUCGCUGGCACUGCGAUCGCGAUAAUGGUUCAAAUUCUGAGUAUUUUAGUGACUACCUUAAUGGUGGAGAUUAUGGAGCGUACAGAGCAGGAUGAUGCAUACCGGCCUCUGUUACAGCAACAUGUGGCUCCAGCGGAUUACAGUGGUGGUGGCGGACAAUUUUCCGGAUACCAUAGGGCUCGGCGGCCCAGUAAAGGAGUACGCAGUAGUAGUUCACAAGCAUGAUGUAAUAAUAAAAAUGUAUAGUUCCAUGGGCAGGGAAGUGCGGGCAGAUGACGAGCGGUAAGUUGAUGUAACAGUUUCUGGCGUACCACAGGGCGACAAGGGUCCGAGAGGUCAGGUCAGGUCAGACUCAGCUCAGCCAACAACCUUAAACGCUAGACCCUGGCAAACAACCACUUUCAAUCUCUACUUUUUCCAAGCCAUGCCAUGGUUAACGUUGCGCCGGUGUUGUCUCAUUCAAUUUGUUUGGGGGGUCCUAAUCGAUUGGCUGUGAUCAGGUCUGAGGUGUUCAGCAAGGCCAGCACCGAGGUAUGAAGGCUUUCAGAGUCCGGUCCGCGGGUAGAAAUGAGAAAAAAGAGGGCCCAAUUGAAAAGGAAAAGGGUGGGGGGACACAGACAUAAUAGCUGGCAAGCAAGACAAG